UUUCAAUUCAAAUGGAAAGGUUGCAGUUGCAACAUUUGACAGUUAGCCGCAAAGUUCUUUAAUUAGUGUCAAUAUUUUUAUUUUCAUAUUAGCUUUUUAUAAAAUAUUUGCUUUGUGUUAAACAGCUAUACCGAUAAACCAAUUAUGGACAGAAGUUGCUAUACAUUUUACAGAUAACAUAAUGGAUAUUUACUUCAAAAUCAACUAUCUUACAUUAAACAUCAGGGGUUCGGAUCUACAAUAAAUUAAGAUGAAGAAGAAACGGACACAAAUACUUCUCUCCCACAACAUUUUUCCAGAUUCACUGAAAUGAAUUAAGAAAUAGAGGGAGCCUGCGAUUUAUGAACUGACCACACUGUUCCAAAGUGAUAUACCGGUAGUGGAGAAAAACUGUGGGGAUGGAACACUCAAGUCAACUAGAGUUAACUCCCGCAUUGUAUGGACUAACGAUGAAUAUCAUCAACGACACUUAUGUGACAGAAUCUUCAGAGCUCGUUAAAAAUGAAGGGAAUCUAGCUUAUCAAACCAGUUUGGCAGUGAUUCUCUUCGUUUUCACCCUCGCAACUACUUUAUCCAAUGCAUUUGUCAUCGCGACGAUCUAUCAUUCGAAGAAACUGCACACUCCAGCAAACUUUCUAAUUGCGUCCCUAGCAGUCACCGACCUCUUGGUUUCGAUACUGGUUAUGCCUGUAUGUGUUCUGUACACGGUGAGUCACACAUGGACUCUGGGACAGGUUAUAUGUGACAUUUGGCUGUCCUCCGAUAUAACAUGUUGCACUGCUUCAAUCCUUCACUUAUGCGUAAUCGCUUUGGAUCGAUACUGGGCAAUUACAGACGCAGUUGAGUACUCCAAAAAGCGCACGCCAGCGCGAGCGGCAGGGAUGAUAGCGACUGCCUGGGUCAUCGCCAUCUCCAUCUCCCUGCCUCCGCUUUUCUGGCGGCAGGUGAAGGCAGAGGAGUUAACCCAAUGUAAUGUAAACACGGACCACAUUUUUUACACUAUUUACUCCACGUUUGGGGCUUUCUACAUCCCCACUUUACUUCUUAUUGCGCUUUAUGGAAGAAUAUACGUUGAAGCCCGUAAGAGAAUUCUGAAACAGUCACCCAAAAAGGUAGGAAAAAGACUCACUUCAGCACACCUGAUCACAAACUCCCCUGGAUCUGCGGCUUCAUCAUCGUCUUUGCUUUGUGGAAGACCAGAUAUCCACUCCACUGACUCCGGGUCGUUGGCGAGUGAGAACCAAGUGAAAGUAACUGUGUCUGACGCACUUCUGGAGAAAAAAAAGAUCUCCGCUGCUAGGGAGAGGAAAGCCACCAAAACAUUGGGAAUAAUAUUAGACGGGCUCUCGAGACUGGAUAGUGCUGGAGAUACCACAGGCCUUUUCAGAACUGGGUAAAACUGCUUUAGAAUAUUUUGCCCCACACUUGUGGAACGUCUUUAAUAGUGAU
Esox lucius (northern pike) is the source of this 1449-nucleotide messenger RNA. RefSeq names its product 5-hydroxytryptamine (serotonin) receptor 1B (gene htr1b). Gene Ontology annotation, cellular component: dendrite; plasma membrane. The record is from RefSeq and is a predicted model, not a curated record. The coding region runs from base 399 to 1397 and encodes 332 amino acids. NCBI's taxonomy places the organism in Eukaryota, Metazoa, Chordata, Actinopteri, Esociformes, Esocidae. Gene Ontology annotation, biological process: vasoconstriction; G protein-coupled receptor signaling pathway, coupled to cyclic nucleotide second messenger; bone remodeling. Gene Ontology annotation, molecular function: neurotransmitter receptor activity; G protein-coupled serotonin receptor activity. The transcript has 2 exons.